AUGAUAAAUCACCAAGAUUAAGCUUCAUUUGAUGAUAGUCGAUUAUAAUAGGAAAUGAAGUAAACAGCUUAAUUUUUUAAUCCACAAUUAAGCUCAUUGGGACAAUCCAUUAAAUUUUAAUAAAAACAAAUAUAAAGAGUGCCCUUCAAAUCACCUAAAGAAUAGGCAUUCAAGAUUAGUUCAGAAGGCAAAAAGAAUUUGUAACCUCAAAUAAAUAUUGAAAAGAGACCAUCUCAAACUUUGAAAAAAGUCACGCUGGCUAAAUCUACUAAAUAGUUUGCAUAAAAUAAUCAUAUCACUCCUGUCAUGCAUAAGUUUGGCUCCCCUCCUAAAUUAAAUAAAGUUCCUUCGGUUAAACCAUUCUCGCCACCCCAGCCCAAAACAAACAAUGAAUAAAUUAAUAUACUCCAGAAUAACUCUGUGGCCCCUGGCUUCCAAAGAAACGCCAAUAUCAAGUUUGGCUAGCCUCUCAAAAUUUCAGACAACGAAUUCAACAUCAGUAUGGCUGACUUAUAACCUGUUCGAAAACUCAUACCUACCAAAUAAAAUGAAGAUUUUAUUUAACCAGAAUAUCCAUCCUAUCAAAAAUCAUUGUUAGAUAGCAGACAAUCUCAAUACAAUAGUGAAUAAAUGCAAAAGUCUAAUUCAACUGCGUUUUUACCCCGAAUUAAUUAAACAAAGAAAAUAUACAACAAUCAACUAAUUGGGUAUGGUUCCAUUGGACAAUAAUCCCAAUAAGAAACAGCUCUGAGAACAAAUUCCUCGAAAUAGACUAUUACUCCUGUCAAUGAAUUUAUUAGUUUCAAUCUACCAAAUGAUGAUGUGGCAAGAAAAUCAAGAACUGCUUAAGAGCAUCUAAGAGACUCUCUUGAAUCUCAAAAUCAAAUGAAAUAAGCAUACAAAAUAAUUGGUAUGGAUAAGCCCGAUCAAUUCAAUCAGUUACCGUAAAUCUAAUCCCCUCAAGCAAGUACUAAAUAGCAAUUUGCCUUUUAAUCAACUGGAGGUUCAUAGAAACCAAAGAAUUUUCUGCAAAGAACUCCCUAAACGAAGAUAAUUAGUAGAUUAUUUUCAUCGAAAUCAGACAAUAACUAAAUAAUUUGA
Messenger RNA from Paramecium tetraurelia, 1101 nucleotides. RefSeq lists its product as uncharacterized. The transcript has 2 exons. NCBI's taxonomy places the organism in Eukaryota, Ciliophora, Oligohymenophorea, Peniculida, Parameciidae. The record is from RefSeq and is a predicted model, not a curated record.